Molecule: messenger RNA, 2239 nt
Organism: Harpegnathos saltator (Jerdon's jumping ant)
Lineage: Eukaryota; Metazoa; Arthropoda; Insecta; Hymenoptera; Formicidae
Gene: Hex70c
Product: hexamerin 70c
Exons: 6
Coding region: 73-2121 (682 amino acids)
Source: RefSeq, a predicted model, not a curated record
CUACCCACCGCCUCUGUCGACCCGCAGAGGUAGUCGCUGAAGACCAAGGAAGGACGUCGAAGGCUGAACGAGAUGCUGAAGGAACUGCUGUUAUUGGCGCUCGCGGCGCUAUGCGCGUCGGCGAUGCACAUCCCCGGUAAGACCGCGGACAUGGACUUCCUGCACAAGCAGAAGAAGAUCUACGAGCUGUUGUUCUUCGUCAAGCAGAACACUCUCACCGACACCGAAUUCUACGAGAUCGGCCGCAACUAUGACAUCGAGAACAACAUCGACUUAUACAAGGAUAAGGCGGUCGCCCAGGAGUUCUUGUACAUGUACAGACAGGGCAUGCUCCAGCGCAAUGCCAUUUUCUCGCCGUACUACGAGGAGCACCGUGAGGAGGUGAAGAUGCUCUUCAAGCUCUUCUAUUGCGCCAAGGACUUCCAGACCUUCUACAAAACCGCUGCUUGGGCGCGUCUCCACCUCAACGACGGCGUCUUCACGUCCGCCUUCUCCGUCGCGGUCUUCUAUCGCCCCGACUGCAAGUACAUGAGGGUACCGGCUCCCUAUGAGAUCUACCCCAAUCUGUACUUCGACAGCAACGUCAUCCAGGAGGCUCACCGCAUCAAGAUGACUCGUGGUCUCACCACCACCGGCGUCGACAACUACGACAACUAUGUGAUCUACGCUAACUACUCCAGCAACUUUGUCGAGCCCAACUUGUACGAGGAGUACAAGAUGGACUACUUCAUGGAGGAUCACAGCUUAAACGCCUUCUACUACUAUGUCCGUCAAGUCUUCCCGUUCUGGCUCGACAUGAAAGAAUGUGAUAUCCCGCAGAACUUCCGUGGUCAGUUCUACUACUUCCAGCACAAGCAGCUGUACGCCCGUUACAUCUUGGAACGCGUAUCCAACGACUUCGGCUGCGUUGAAGACUUCGAUUGGAACAAGCAUUUCUAUCCCGGCUACUACUCUACCUUGAUGUACAACAACGGAAUGCAGUUGCCGCAACGCCCACGCUAUUCCAACAUACCUUUCUACAAGUACAAGUACCUGAAGGAAGUCGAAACUUUGGAGAUGCGCAUCAUGAAUGCUAUCGACCUUGGUUACGUAUACGACAAGACUGGCAAGCAAGUGAACAUCUACACCCCCGAGGGCUUGAACAUUCUCGCCAAUAUCAUCGAAGGUAACGUGGACUCGUGCAACCGACGCUUCUACGGAAUGUACGACGCCCUUGCCCGCGACAUUCUCGGCUUCAACUUCGACCAUAGCCAGAAGAACAAGGUGGUCCCCAGCGCCCUUCAAUGUUACAGUACCAGCAUGAGAGAUCCAGGAUUCUACCGUCUCUACAAGAGAAUCAUGUCGUACUUCUUCAGGUACAAGAAGUACAUGCCGUACUACACUCAAAACGAUCUGAUCUUGCCCGGUGUGAAAUUCGAGUCCGUCAGCAUGGACAAAAUGCAGACGUACUUCGACAGCUGUGACACCUACAUCAACAACGCUGUCGACGUGGAGAACUUCAAGGACGGAAUGAAGUUGCGUCUGAAGGCCCGCCGUUACUGCCUCAAUUACAAGCCGUUCACCUACCGUUUCAACAUCAACAGCGACAAGGAAUCCAAGGCCAUACUCAAGAUCUUCCUCGGACCUGCUUUCGACAAGUACAAAGAGAACGACGUGUCUUACCUCCGCGAAUAUUACAAAUACUUCGUCGAGCUAGACAAAUUCGUCGUGACGCUGAGACCAGGCUCCAACACCAUCGAACGCCGCAGCUCUGACUCGAGCUACACCAUGCCCGACAUGACGCCCGCUGACGUGUACUACAAGAAGUUGGAGAAGGCUGUCGGCGGUAGUGAACCGUUUACUUACUACGAGAAGGUCUUCGGCUUCCCCGAGCGUCUUUACCUUCCUAAAGGCAAGCCCGAGGGUAUGCGCUACAAGAUGUUCUUCUAUCUGAGUCCGUUCGACGAGACCAAGGUCACGAACGUAGAACUGCCGGUCUUCGGUAAAUACAUGAUGGACGGCAAACCAUUCAACUUCCCACUCGACCGACCGAUGAACCCGAGGAAGUUCAUCACUCCCAACAUGUACUACACGGAUGUGUUCAUCUACCAUACCAAGGAGACCGAGAAGACCCACUAUUGAGUCACUUGCUGACUUGAUCAAAACUCCAUUCAAUCUGGACAGAAAAUUUUAACAGAAGUUGUCGCCGCCAGUAGAGCGGAUCGCGAAGUUUCUUUCAAUAAACAAUACUGAGAGACUA